Molecule: messenger RNA, 3704 nt
Organism: Dendroctonus ponderosae (mountain pine beetle)
Lineage: Eukaryota; Metazoa; Arthropoda; Insecta; Coleoptera; Curculionidae
Product: matrix metalloproteinase-2
Exons: 12
Coding region: 499-2547 (682 amino acids)
Biological process (GO): collagen catabolic process; proteolysis; extracellular matrix organization
Cellular component (GO): extracellular matrix
Molecular function (GO): zinc ion binding; metalloendopeptidase activity
Source: RefSeq, a predicted model, not a curated record
AGCUGAACAACGCUGCUGAAACUCAAAGCACACUCGCACUCGGUUUCAUUUUCAGUUGUUUCGAGCGUCGAGCCUAGUAGGCCGUGCGCGAGGUUUGCUUGAUUCUAUCCACCAGUCCACCGCACUCUCGAUAUCGUCGUCGCCAAUUUGCCUCGAAAGCCGAAACCACAGACAAUCAAGCAAGCAAUUUGCCGAAUCCAGACAGGAAAAAUCGUUUUUUCCCCGCCUGUGGUUGGUUUUCUUCCAGUUCGCGAAAAUUUGACGACGAUGCGCCCAAACCGGAAGCAGAGCAAGAAGAAAAGUGGCCACCGGUAACUCGCACUAUCGAAAUGAAUGACAAAUAUCUGUGAUGUGCUGGAUCAUCAUCGUCAUUAACAAGUCCGAAUAAUAAAAAUCGCACUCAGUGAGUGACUAGAUGCAUUUAGCGAACCCUCGCGCACUCCGUUGUUUCUUUGUCCAAACAAAACAUUGUCGCGAAAAACAAAAGACGCAACCACAAUGGACUCUAAAAUGUUAACCCGCGUGUGUUGUUCAUUUGUUGCGCGGUGCCGAUUUCGGGGUUGUUUUGUUUUGUUUUAUUUGUUAAUCGCCCACUUUGACCGGUGUGAAUGCUUGAAAAAUGACAUUAGGAUUUUUAAAAGAGAGGCUCUUGAUGGAAACCUGCAAGACUAUUUAACGAAUUUUGGCUACAUGCCCAAGUCGGCAGAUGGCGCGUUUGCUUUGAGGACAGAGGAAUCGAUACGGAGUGCUAUCAAAGAGAUGCAGGAAUUUGCUGGAGUUCCCGUUACUGGAAAGCUAGAUGCCAGGACGAUGAAACUGAUGAAAACGCCCAGAUGCGGCUUACCCGACAAAGAAAUCGGACUUACAUCAGGCAGGCGGAAAAGAUACUCAAUUCACGGCAUGAAGUGGCCUUAUACGGACCUAACUUGGAGCUUGAGAACAAAGCAAUUAGCAGAUGGACUGGAUCCGUACGAAGUCAGAUUCGUCAUAUCGAAAGCUCUGGCCGUCUGGUCCAAGCACUCGAAACUGACUUUUACGGAGGUGGAUAGCGACAAAGCUGAUAUCUUGAUUUAUUUCUACAGGAGAGAGCAUGGGGAUAAUUUUCCUUUCGACGGGAAAGGAGUGAUUCUUGCCCAUGCGUUUUUUCCUACCGGAAUUCGAAACAGCGUCGACGUUCACUUUGAUGCCGAUGAAAGCUGGACAACUUCUGGAGACAGUGAACAGGGUACCAAUCUAUUUAACGUGGCAGCACAUGAAAUAGGACAUUCGCUGGGACUUUCUCAUUCCAAUGUGGAGGGCGCGCUCAUGUACCCCUGGUAUUCUGAGAUGAAGGAUGGAUUCGAGUAUGAACUGCCCGAUGAUGAUAAAUUGGCAAUACAAUCCUUGUAUGGAUUCCGAGGAGAUAGACAAUGGGGACGAAUUCCUCAAUACCAUCCUCCGCCUCAACCUCCCACUACAACUACGACAACUACUACGACUACGACCACUACCAGCCCUCCUCAAAGAGCUUAUCCGAGGAGUCGGUACAAUCCCAGGUAUCAUAAAGGAAGGCAUCCGACGUACAACAAACCGGAGAAGAACCCCUAUAAACCGAUGAACCCGGAGAAAAAGCCCCAUCAUAAUCAUGGCACUCAUGGAACUGAUAGGCUUUAUCCCAACGACAAACGUCCUUAUACAGGUCACCACAAUCCGCCAACGGAUCCUCCCUACAUCAAACCGACGAAACUGGUUCCAAAACAUUUCCACACGACGCAUAGACCGACUGAAAGGACCGCAACUUCUUCACCGAAGGAAUAUCCGAACGGUGAAACUCCGCCGGAUACUUGUGAUACUUCCUACGACGCAGUGGCUGUGAUAAGACGCGAACUUUUUAUAUUUAAAGAUAAGUACUUCUGGAGAAUUGGAGACAACGGUCAAGUGACUUCCGGCUAUCCGGCAGAGAUCAAUCGUCUGUUCCGAGGCUUUCCCAAGACCCUCACGCAUGUGGACGCAGUUUUCGAAAGGGCUGAUGGAAACAUCGUUUUCUUUGUUGACGAUAAGUUCUACUUGUUUUCGGGAGUCAGUUUGGUGCCCGGGUACCCAAAGCCUCUUACCGAACUAGGUUUACCUAACAAUUUGAAGAAAAUUGACGGGGCGAUGGUUUGGGGCCAUAAUGGAAACACUUAUUUCUUUAGCGGGAAAGACUACUGGAAGUUUGAUGAUAACGAACAAGAAGUAGAGAAGGAUUAUCCGAGAAAAAUUCACCCAAUGUGGAAAGGAGUCGGGACAGACAUUGAUGCGGUCUUUCAAUGGAAGGAUGGUAAAACCUACUUUUUCAAAGACAAGGGAUUCUGGAAAUUCAACGAUAUCCGCAUGAGAGUCGAUCAUUACGAGCAGAAGCUGUCGGCACCCGUUUGGAUGGGUUGCAAACACAACUUCGAACAGAACGACCUCAACCAGAAACUUCCCUACACCGAUAGAUCGGGAGGAUCAGCCCUGAGCUCAGUUAACCAAUUGCCGUUCAUUUCCUUUGUAGGAUUGCUGUUAGCGAUCGUUCAUUUAUUAUAGGAUACAGUUUGAGGUGAAAUUGAUUGUGAUAAAGCAAAAAUUGGGUAUUUUUGUAAGUAGGUAUGUAAGUCUGUUUUUGUUUGCAGAAAAACUGUUUUUUUGUUUCCCGAAACAGUGAAAUGUCAUUUAAAGACCAAUAAAAUUAAUUAAUUUAGUGCCAAAUACUCAAUUUAAAAAGUCUCGAACCGCUCAUAUAAGUAGCAAACUUUUCAGCCUCGAUUAAUUAAAUCUAUUUGUAGUUAUGCAUUUUCCUGUAAAAUUAGGCCGCUGUGCAAUAACGAAAAUCGUCCGAUUUGAUUUGAAACAAUUGGUUUAAUUGCCAUUUUCAUACACAUUAACUUACUACGCUUUAGAACUGCACUGAUGGGCAAACAGGUUCAACCAUUUAAAAUCUCAUUUUGCAUGUAAACAACGCAUGCCUAUCAGUGUACUAGAUAUCAUUUUUUUUAAGUUAUCAUAGGGAAACUGACGAAAAUUAAAACCUACUAAGUCAUUAAGACUGAGCCAGAAAUAAUACUAACAAGCAAUUGACCUGCUUUUCACUGCCUUUUAAUUAGCAAUCGCAUCAAAAAUACGUUUGUGAUACUCGCGAUCGCAAAUGAAUCUACCAUCAUGUUCUAUGAUUUUUAAACUUUAGGCGUUUAAUUUCUGUGAUAUUUUUUAUAACCAUUUUUUAAAACUUGUAUACUUAGCCUGUAGUCAUGCGUAUCACGAGAUUUAUUUACUGCAUUUGUAAUAUUAAUUUCACCGAUUAACUCUGAAGAUACACUGUAUUGGAAAUGUCCUGCUUAGGAUAUUUUAGUUUUGGGGUAAAUUUCUAAUUGAGCCAAUCAGCCAAACAAUCUGGCUUUACAUGAUUAUCAGAAUAAAUACCAUUUCAAUUUGUAAUUUAAGAACGUUUUAGUUCUUGUACAGAAUAACUAUAUUAGAAUUAGCCUUCGCCACUGCUGGUGAGUAUUGUAAAACCUACAAGGUUUAUAAAUAGAGCAAACUUUCUGAAUUUAGUGCCCAUCAAGUUACCGAAAGUAAUUAGCUGCACUAACAAUUCCUGGUGAUUUUGUGGACUUUUGAAGGGCACUUUGUAUGUAUAUACGAAACCACAUAUUAGAAUAUAACAUAUUUAUAAAAUCCUAUUCAUUAAAAAAUAAUUUUUUAAU